Prunus armeniaca (apricot) is the source of this 945-nucleotide messenger RNA. NCBI's taxonomy places the organism in Eukaryota, Viridiplantae, Streptophyta, Magnoliopsida, Rosales, Rosaceae. The record is from the annotation of a GenBank genome assembly.
AUGGAAAACAUCCAGCAUAAGCAUGUAGAAGUUAGAGGACUGAAGCUUCAUGUAGCUGAAAUCGGAAGCGGACCAAAGGCGGUGGUUUUCCUCCAUGGAUUUCCAGAAAUAUGGUACACUUGGAGGCAUCAACUGGUUUCUGUGGCAAGCAAAGGCUACAGGGCAAUAGCCAUUGAUUUCAGGGGCUAUGGUCUUUCAGAGCAGCCAGCUGAACCUGAGAAUGACACCUUCAUCGACCUUGUCCACGAUGUGGUUGCCCUUUUGGAUUCUUUGGCCAUUGAUAAGGCUUUUCUUGUUGGGAAAGAUUUUGGAGCUUUUCCUGCAUACCUAGUAGCUGCUCUCCACCCAGAGCGGGUAUCCGGCAUCAUAACCCUAGGUAUUCCUUUCAUGCUACCAGGCCCCUCUGCUGUCCAAAACCAUCUCCUCCCCGAAGGCUUCUACAUAUCAAGGUGGCAGGAGCCAGUGGGGCGCGCAGAAGCAGAUUUUGGCCGCUUUGAUGUUAAGACGGUGAUAAGGAACAUCUACAUUCUGUUCUCUAGAAGUGAGAUUCCAAUAGCUGCUGCUGAUCAAGAAAUCAUGGAUUUGUUUGACCCUGCAACUCCUCUACCACCAUGGUUUUCUGAGGAAGAUCUCUCAGUCUAUGCAUCUUUGUAUGAGAAAUCUGGAUUCCGUUAUCCUUUGCGAGUUCCUUACAGAACUUUAGCAGUAGAUUGCGGUUUAACUGAUCCAAAAGUCUCAGCUCCAUCACUGCUUAUCGUGGGUGAGAAGGACUACGUCUUAAAAUUUCCGGGGAUCGAAGACUACAUACGGACUGGGGCAGUGAAGCAUUUCGUGCCUGAUCUGGAAAUUACAUAUAUGGCAGAGGGAAAUCAUUUUGUGCAUGAACAGUGUCCAGAGCAAGUCAAUCAGCUAAUCAUCUCCUUCCUUGACAAACAUGGCAUCUGA